Molecule: messenger RNA, 1924 nt
Organism: Pectinophora gossypiella (pink bollworm)
Lineage: Eukaryota; Metazoa; Arthropoda; Insecta; Lepidoptera; Gelechiidae
Gene: Sas-6
Product: spindle assembly abnormal protein 6 homolog
Exons: 12
Coding region: 71-1867 (598 amino acids)
Biological process (GO): centriole replication
Cellular component (GO): centriole; centrosome
Source: RefSeq, a predicted model, not a curated record
UUGUUUUGAAGCGAACAACGUUGAAUACUUACCUAGAUUGUUCCUUUUUGUUAACUAUUUUGUAAAUAAAAUGGCUUGCAACACGUUUCAUAAAGGAAAAUACUAUAUUGCUUUCAAAAGAGGCUUCGAAGACUGCAAAAAAGAUAUUACCGUGACAAUAGACAAACUUUUCGAUGCCGAUUGUUUGAAGAUAUCUUUAUCGGAUGACAAUGACCCCACAUUUUUGUGUGUAGUGACGGUCACUCGUUGUGAUUAUGAAGAUUUGAAGAAACAACAAGGUUUGCUAAUAGACUUCGAUAAUUUUCCGUCUCAGCUGGUGAGACUACUACAACAAUGUGCAUCAAACAAUAUGUUCCUUAUAAUGCAGCAAGCAAACCCAAUACAAUAUUACUUUGAGAUUAUUGAACACAAUGAGUUCAAGCGGCUUGUACACCUAUCACUGAGGACAGGACCUGCAUCAGAUGCUGACAUUAAACAACAUAUGGCUGAUACCAUUGAUAACCUGAAAAAGACAUUGGCUGCACUAAAAAGUACCUCAUCAAGCUCGGAAGCCAUGUUGAAUGAUAAAUGCAUUAAUUUGGAGAGGAAGGUACAUGACUUGACACAUGCUCUUAGCAAAAUGGAAGAAGAUAAGCUUAGAAGAGAGUCUGAGUACCAGGAGUCUAUAAAACAUGAGAAGGAUAGAAUAGCACAAGAAAGAAUACAGUGGCAAAAAAACAUGGAAAUGAACUCAAAAGUUCAUUUGGCUACAUCACAGGAAACCCUGAACAGGAAGGACAAACAGAUUGAUGAAUUAAAUACCCUUUGUAAGCAAUUAAGAGAAAACAUUGGGCUGUUAGAAAACCAAUUAAGUGAGAAGUCACAACGUCUGAAUCUGUUAGAAGCAGAGGUUCAAAAAUCGCACAUUGAAGUAGCUACACUUAAAGCCAAGAAUGCAUCCCUAGAUAGAGAAGUUAUGGACAAAGAAAAAAUGUACAAUCAACUAAAUAAUAGAUGCUUACAUUUGGAAAAGACUAUUAAAGACAAUACUGACAGCAUCAAAGACUUGAGUAAUUCCCUGCAUAUCACUAAAAAGGAAAAGAAUAGCUUAGAAGAGAGGCUGGCUCUUAGUGAAUCAUUAGCGAAGAAGAGUAAUGAAGCAGCACAUUCUACAUCAGAGCAGUUAUUAAAAGCCAACCAAAUAAUAUCCAAACAAAAUUCUGACCUCAUGGAAAUGAAGGAGAAGCUCAUGUGCAGAACAGCAAUUGCUUUAGAGCAAGAGAAGGUGAUAGAACGCAAUAGUAAAGAGAUAGAAGACUUGAAAUUGGAGAUUUCUAGUGCAAAAGAAAUUAUGGACAAACUAAAGGAUGAUUUGCAUAGUUUGAAAGAUAAAUGUGAGGCCACUGAACAAGCACUGAAGGAUAGAGAUGAGACCAUCAAGAAUAACAAUAUGGUUAUCCAAUGGCUACAUAAGAAAAUGGAAAGCAGUUGUGCACCCAAUGACAUGCUUCAGAGUAGAAAUAGUUCUGGCAACCCCUCGGCCACCAGCUCCACACCAUACUUCCUGACCAGAAGUACUCAGAACUAUACCAAUACCUCUGAAGAAUCAAUUAACUUCUAUGGAACAUCUCACAUAGAAGAAAGUCCUCAGCUUGAAAUAAGAGACAAGAACAGCAAGGUUGGGUUAGAUCCGAAGUACCUCCAACCAGCUUCUGAGUCAAAUACAGCCAAGAGUAAAAGUACUGGUAAAAUAACAUCAGCCGAAAAUCUAAGUCAGAAGGGAAAAGAGAACAAAAACAUUGAACUUCCUAAAGUUGACUACAGAGAGAAGAAAUCUGGGCAAAGUUCUACUUAUCGAGCGACACCAGUGUCUGCUUACUUCCCUUAACAUAACCAUAAUGAAUAAGUUACUUGUUCUGUGCAAUAAAUUGUAAUGAAUUCGCAA